Molecule: messenger RNA, 378 nt
Organism: Pararge aegeria (speckled wood butterfly)
Lineage: Eukaryota; Metazoa; Arthropoda; Insecta; Lepidoptera; Nymphalidae
Product: barrier-to-autointegration factor-like
Exons: 3
Coding region: 83-364 (93 amino acids)
Molecular function (GO): DNA binding
Source: RefSeq, a predicted model, not a curated record
GAUGUCGAAAUACCCAGACAGCUUUGACUGAGUGUAGCGGAUCACUGUGUUGAACGUCGAUUCAGACACAAAAUAAAACAAAAUGGCGCAACGGGGCUUAUCGAAAAAGCAUCGCGACUUUGUCAGCGAGCCAAUCGGGGAUAAGCACGUGACAGAAUUGGCGGGAGUUGGUGCAGUAAUUGGGCGCCGUAUGGAAAAGGCAGGCGUAAGUAAGGCCUCUAUGGUUCUUGGACACUACUUGGCAGAGCGCGAGGAUCCGCAUCGGUUUCAACAGUGGAUGAAAGAAAAUUAUCAUGCAAGUUCAAAGCAAUCUGAGGACUGUUACAAUUGCCUCAAGGAUUGGACCGCGUCUCAUGUUAAAUAACUCCUUAUUUAGUA